AGCCAUAAAUAGACAAAGCGUACCGAAGUGUUUCUCGUGUUCUGUUCUUUAAAGCCUCUCCCAGCUGAAAUAUUAAAUAUAAUUUUUUUUGUGUGUGCAUUUAUGCAUCAGUUUAGAAGAAUCUAUUACAAUUGCAUUAAAACUUUCUGCUCAUCUAAUAAUUUUUCCAUUCUCGAAAUCUUUGAAACGUUAUUUUAUAAUUAGUGUCAAAUAAUGAAGGCUCUUGGUUCAAUUCUUUUUGUUGCUCUCCAGCUUUGCUUUGCUCAAGUACCUGAAAAAUUAACUGGGAAUCCUUGCAUUUCAAAAGAAACUUGUGGAGACUGUAUUACAGCUGAUCCUGAAUGUGCAUGGUGUUCUCAAGAAGAUUUUACUCUUGAUGGUAGCAGAAGAUGUGAUUAUGCAGGUAAUUUAAGGGGACGAUGUGCAGAUAAUGAUAUCGUUAUGCCGGGCCAAGAAAUGAAAAAAGUGAAAGAUCUAGAACUAAGUAACAAAGGAGUUAAAGAAGGAGAAGCUAUUCAGAUAAAACCACAGGAAAUUACGUUAAAAUUAAGACCAAAUGCUCCAUUUCCUUUGGUGGUUGAUUUUCGCCAAGCUGAAGAUUAUCCAGUUGAUUUAUAUUAUCUAAUGGAUUUGUCCAAUUCUAUGAAGGAUGAUAAAGAUAAGCUAGCAGAAUUAGGCAAUAUGUUAUCUGGUGAAAUGGGGAAAAUUACGCAGAAUUUUCGUUUAGGAUUUGGCUCAUUUGUUGAUAAAGUAGUUAUGCCUUACGUCAGUACAGUGCCGGAGAAAUUAAAAGAACCAUGUACUGAUUGUGCUGCUCCAUAUGGGUUUCUGAACCAUAUGCCUUUAACUACUGCUACGGAUACAUUUGCUAGACUGGUUAGAGAAGCUAGGGUGUCUGGAAAUCUGGAUGCUCCUGAAGGAGGUUUUGAUGCUAUAAUGCAGGCUGUGGUUUGCAAGAGCAAAAUUGGUUGGCGUGAAAAAUCAAGGAAAAUGUUAGUAUUCUCUUCAGAUAGUGGAUUUCAUUAUGCUGGUGAUGGAAAGCUUGGAGGUAUUGUAAAGCCAAAUGAUGGAUUGUGUCAUUUAGAUGACAAUGGAUAUUAUACUGAAAGUGUACAUCAGGAUUAUCCUUCACUGAGUCAGAUUAAUCAUAAAAUACAAGAAAAUAAAGUAAAUAUUAUUUUUGCUGUUACUGCAAACCAGGUGCCAGUGUAUGAACGUCUUAGUAAUCUUCUUGAAGGAUCAAGUGCUGGAAAACUUGAAAAUGAUUCGUCUAAUGUUGUGGAUCUUGUCCGAAAUCAAUAUGAUAAAAUAACCUCUGCUGUGGAGAUGAAAGAUAAUGCUGGAAGUAAUAUACAAGUUACCUACUACUCAACUUGUCUGGAUGGAAAAAAAGAAAAAAGAAAUAUUUGCAAAGGCCUAAAAGUUGGCACAAGUGUUACAUUUGAAGCCAAUAUUGAAGUAACUUCAUGUCCGAAAGAUCCUAAAGAAUGGAAUCAGACUUUCCAGAUAUAUCCUGUUGGUUUGAAUGAAGCUAUGACUAUUCAUCUUGAAAUGAUAUGUGACUGUGAAUGUGAAAAACCAUGGAAUGAAGAAAGAAAUAGUCCAAAAUGUACCUUUGGAAAUGGAACUUAUGAAUGUGGAGUGUGCAGUUGUUACAAUAAUAGGUAUGGUCGAGAAUGUGAAUGUGAUGCAAAAGACAGUGAUCAGGCUACAGAUGAUAUUGGUUGUUAUUAUGGAAAUGAUACAAAACCAUGUUCUGGUAGAGGAGCCUGUCGAUGCGGAGAAUGUGAAUGCUUUAAGCGACAAAACCCAGAAGAAAAAGUAACUGGACAAUUUUGUGAAUGUGAUAAUUAUUCUUGUGAUAGAUCUGAUGGAAAAAUUUGUAGUGGUCCAGAUCAUGGAGAAUGUGACUGUGGUAAAUGCAAAUGCAAACCAGGAUGGAAAGGGUCUGAUUGUGGUUGCAGAGAUACCAAUGAUACAUGUUUAGCUCCUAAUGGGAAAAUAUGCAGUGGCCAUGGUGAUUGUGAAUGUGGGAUUUGUAAAUGUUAUGACUUAGAAGAAGGAAGAUACAGUGGAACUUUCUGUGAACGUUGUCCUACAUGUCCGUUGAAAUGUGAUGCAUUCAGAGAAUGUGUUGAAUGUCAAAUAUUCCCAGAUGACAAUGAUGUUCCUCCUGAAAAUUGCACAGCUUGUUCUUUUAUCACAAUAGGAGUAGAUAAGGUUGAGGUGAAGGAAGAAGAAAACGAGAAGCUUUGUGUUUUCCGAGAUGACAGAGAUUGUCAGUUUACUUUCAAAUACAAGCUGGAUGAAGAAGAUCUGCCUAUUGUUCAUGCUCAAAGGACCAAAGAUUGUCCUGAGCCUGUGAACAUACUAGCCAUUGUACUGGGUGUGAUUGGUGGUAUUAUUGCUGUAGGUCUGGCUUUGCUCUUGAUAUGGAAACUUUUGACUACUAUUCACGAUAGAAGAGAACUUGCAAAAUUUGAAAAAGAGCGUCAGAUGGCACGAUGGGAUACGGGUGAAAAUCCUAUUUAUAAGCAAGCUACAUCCACUUUUAAAAAUCCUAUGUAUGGUGGUAAAUGAUGAUCAUCUUCUGUACUGUAAAUAAUCAUUUUUUCCCUCUUUUCGUUUUGUUUGUUUGGUGCUAUGAAAAGCCAUUUUGGGGCAGCCAUGAUUUUUGACUGUAUCUGAAUUGCCAACUGUGUUUGAGUUGGAAAAUUAUCACCUGAAUUUCAAUUAGUGAAAAAGUAAAGAUUUUAGAAGACAAGAAUUUUGAAGAUCUUUUUCCAGUUAUACUAAGAAACUUUACAUUGUGGUAUUUUUCUUUAAAAAAAUUAAUCUCUUAACCAUUGUGCCAUUAUUUUAACACUAUUUAUGUAUGUGCUUUUUUGUUUGUUUGUUUGUUUGUGUGUGUGUUUAAAUGCAUCAUUUCAUCAUAACAAAUAAUCUGUAAAUUAAUGCUUUUAGUUUUGAAUUUAGAAUUAAGAAUACCAUUGCCUUUGUGCAUAGUAUAGACUAGAUCUCAAUGUGUUCAUAUGAAAUGCUGUUGGAUGUUAAUGCUUCUGUCUUUAUAGGGCUGCUUAGUUCUAGUUAAGUGUUAGAGAUUUUUCAAUCUUUUUCUUCCAAUAUUCAUUUAAAGUGAUAUUUUUUAAUAGCCAGGUGCACUAAAGCAUUGAUAUUUAAAUUAAAUCAGUCUAUGAAAUUUCCCGGUUUCAUAAAAAACUUAUGUGCAAUGCAAUUUUUUUAUUUUAUUUCAAUUAUUUUUUUAAGCAGAAAUAUAAGCAUUUGUAUUAUAGAAAAAUUAUUCUAUAUAGUGCAAAUAUAAUAUCUAAAAGUGCUUUAUCUUUUAAUGUGUAUCACAUAAGAGUGUUAUGUAGUAUAAUUGUAAUAAGUUUUAAACUUCAUUGUAACGAAUCUCUUAAAUUAACAUUUUGCAUUUAUGCAAAGCAUUAAGCUUCAUUUUGCACAACUUCUGAAUCUCUUUUAUUAUCACAUCUUGCAUUCAUUAUGGUUUUGUAGUAUUUAUUAUUUUCUGAUUUCUAUUUCAUAUUGCUUUACAAUGUACUCAGUGUCCUGUAAAAUAUAGCCUUUUACUUUAUUUUGUGAAAUAACUUAAUCAUAUGUUUUGCCAAAUUUUUGUUGUAUUUGGAAGAGUGAUGUGUUCUUAAAAUAUGACUUGUGUUUUUACA
Stegodyphus dumicola is the source of this 3686-nucleotide messenger RNA. RefSeq names its product position-specific antigen beta subunit myospheroid (gene mys). Gene Ontology annotation, molecular function: integrin binding. Gene Ontology annotation, cellular component: integrin complex; focal adhesion; cell surface. Gene Ontology annotation, biological process: cell migration; cell adhesion mediated by integrin; integrin-mediated signaling pathway. The record is from RefSeq and is a predicted model, not a curated record. NCBI's taxonomy places the organism in Eukaryota, Metazoa, Arthropoda, Arachnida, Araneae, Eresidae.